Lycium ferocissimum is the source of this 4180-nucleotide messenger RNA. RefSeq lists its product as uncharacterized. Bases 764 to 3973 code for a protein of 1069 amino acids. The record is from RefSeq and is a predicted model, not a curated record. NCBI's taxonomy places the organism in Eukaryota, Viridiplantae, Streptophyta, Magnoliopsida, Solanales, Solanaceae. The transcript has 8 exons.
UAGAAAGUGGUUUUGCCAUCAGAUGUCCAACUUCUGCUAGGGUAUUCACAUUGCAUAGUUGUAGUUCUUGUUUGACUGUGUUUUAGCGAUUUUGAGGGGUUGCUAAAAGAAACAAGAAAUAGAAAGAGAAAAAAGUAGUACUUGAGUGAGUUUUCAAAAUAGUCAUGGAUUCGUCUAAAUUCUUUGAAAAAAGAUAGUAAGUGUGUGAGUUGAGUCCUCAAGGCUUCGGUUCUUUCAUGAGAUGUGUGGUAGGGCGUACAUCAUGAGUUCAAAGGAAAGAAAAUUUGUGGAACACUACACUAACAACUAAUGGUGGACUGUGUGGAUGGAAAGAAGUUGGAGUACUUUGAAGGCAAAAAGUAAAAUAGUUGUUCUUCAAGACAUAGAUAUUAAGCUCUCUUAGCCUUUUGGUGUAAAAAUUAGAAUGUACAAGAAGUAGAUAGGAUGGCUAAUUUCCUUACUUCUUUUCACGUGUAGUUAGUGUACUUCGAUGCGUAUUGCUGGGGGUUGUACUACUCAUCUGUUGCACUCUCUGGAUGCUACUCUGUAAUAAAAAAAAAAAUAUUAUUACAUUUUCGAAGAAAAUGAUUGUGCAGAAUACUAUUCAGCUUUACUUCUGGGAAUUAAAGGGACGUUGUCAACUCAAGCUUUAUAGUUUCAGUUCAGUAAAGAGAAGAAGUUUUGAGUGGUGUGCAAGGUGGCUGCUGUGCAAUGAAACUGGAUAUAGUGCUAGAAAUUAGGGUCGGGUGAGUCUCGGUCCCUUAUGAAGGAGUUGGCUGAUGUAGUUUCUCAUGAUCAAGGGAGAUUUGGUUCACUGAAGCUGAUGGUUUUAUAUAGGAGCAGUGAGAGAAUGCUGGCAGAUGCAGUUGGAGCUGAUGAGGGAAUAACAAUAUUAUAUUAUCAUCACUCACACUCCUACAAGUAUCAGGGAAGACUUCGCGUGCAGAAUAUAUUGUCAUCUGUCCAUUAUGUUAUGUCUCUGUUGCCAGAACAGCUUCCCUUCAAAAUUCUGAAGACACCCGAAGACUUAGAAAUUUUCCUCGGUUCAACUGACAAGGCGUUGAUUCUUUCUGAAUUUUGUGGAUGGACCCAGAAAUUGCUAGCAAAAGGUGGCAGUAACAGCAGUAAACAUGGUUUUGGAUUUCAUGAACAGUUCAAUGGAACAAUUGCAGCUAAAGAAAAUGAAAAUCAGGGGAUGGAAAAUGCGAAGAUGGAUUGUGGUGGUGACGAUCUGUUUAGUGACAUGCCUUGGCUCAGUGAGUUUACCUCAGCAAACAGUAACGCUUUCCUCGCGGCUGAGAAUAUGAGUCUUAAUAGUGGGGCUUCCUGUAAAAUUGAUGAAUUCCAACGUUUUGAAUCAUUCUUACCAAAGUUUUUGACGGUUUCGAGAGACUUAUUUCUUCCCCCUGAAAGGCUAAGAUUUGGUCUGGUUCCGGAUAGAGCGUUGCUUUCAUCAUUGAACAUUGAGGAUUCUGGAUCGUGGUUGGUGACAUUGCAUUUUGCUGGAUGCCCCAGUUGUUUGAAGGCUCUCAGAGAAGGUGAUGAUCUCAAAGCUUUUGCCAAGAUUCAAGCUUGGCCAGUUGCAGAGCUGGAGGAUGAUGUGGAUGAUCUUGAGAAUGCUCUUCCAGCAAAUAAGCCAUCUGUUGUUCUUUUUAUUGAUAGAUCAUCUGACUCCUUGAAGAUCAGAGAAAAGAGCAGGAAGGCUCUUGAUUCUUUUAGAGAGUUUGCCCUGAAAAUUCAGAUGUCAAAUGAAAUGAGUGAACCAAAAGCAUUCAAAUCACAAGAGACAUCUCUUAAGGGUUCCCAAGCAUCAAGAAGUACUUCCAGACACCCUAAAGUGGGGCUGUUGCCAGCAUCUCAAAAGAUAAAUAUCAAAGACAAGAUGUCAAUUGUUGUAAUGAAUCAGGGGAAACAAGUCAUCCUAGAAGAUCUGGUUUCAGGUUUACAUGGCAGUACAUUGCAUGAAAUCUUGGCAUAUGCACUUCAGCAAAAGAAGGAAGUGAAAUUGAGCUCACUUGCGAAAGAUGCAGGAUUUCAACUUUUAUCUGAAGAUCUUGACAUCAAAACUGCCCAAGCUUUACCAGGUCAAACAGAAUUUCAGUCAAACAAGGCUUCAGAGAUCCUUCUGGAAGGUGUUUCUGAAGGUAUUAUUGAUCCAGAUAGGAAAACAAUGUUACUUGAAGAUACCAUUUUGGAGAAGCAAUACAAUGAACAAUCUGAAUCAAAUGAAGCCAAGUCUUCUCAUGUUUGCCCAAAAGAUGCUGAAACUGUACUGGCUCAUACAGAACUUCAGUCAGAUCAACUUUGUCGUGUAGAAGAUGUUCCAGAAGGGCCUACUGAUUUAGAUAAGGAUCAAAUGCUGCACGUGGAGGACGGGAAGCAGAUUGAAGAAUCAAACCCCCUUAACGCUGACUUGCCUCAGCAAAAUGAUGAGAAGAAUUUUCUUGAAGAUGAAAGUUCACAAAUAUCUGUAAAAUUUGGUCACGAUGAUGUGAAGAAGGUUGCUAAUAGCCCUACUGCCGGGGAAACAAUCAAGGAGCUGGAUUCGCAGAAGGAAAAGAAAAACUUCAGAGGUUCCUUCUUCUUUCUCGAUGGUCACUAUAGACGUCUUAGAGCUCUAACAUCAGGUUCAAAAAUACCAUCUGCGGUAAUUAUUGAUCCCACUUCACAGCAACACUAUGUUUUAAGCGAGCAAGCAGAUUUCAGCUGCACUUUGCUAUCUGAAUUUCUUGAUAGCUUUCUCAAUGGAAGUCUUCUCCCAUAUCAACAGUCUGAGCAUGUUGUUCCAAGCAUUAGGGAGGCUCCAAUUCCACCAUUUGUUAAUCUGGAUUUUCAUGAGGCUGAUGCUAUCCCUCGAGUGACAGGGCAUAUGUUCAAUGAGCUGGUCCUUUAUAAUCAAUCUGAUUCCAAAAAUUCUGGUAGUUCUCGAGAUAGGGAUAUUUUAGUGCUUUUCAGCAAUAGCUGGUGUGGUUUUUGCCAGAGGAUGGAACUGGUUGUUCGUGAAGUAUACCGUGCAAUCAAGGGGUAUAAUAAAACCCUGAGGAAUGGGUUUAAGAAUGAGAAACUGUUGUUGAAUGGGGACGAGGUGAGAAAUGAGAUCCCGAAGUUUCCAGUGAUUUACUUGAUGGAUUGUACAUUAAAUGACUGCAGCUUAAUCCUGAAAUCAGUGCUUCAGAGGGAACUUUAUCCAUCUCUACUCUUAUUUCCCGCUGGAAGGAAGAAAGCUAUCCCUUAUGGUGGAGAUAUGGCAGUAUCUAAUAUCAUUAACUUUCUUGCUCACCAUGGGAGCCACUUUUACUAUCUUCUUCAGGAGGAAGGUAUACUGUGGACUGGAGGUGAACCAGGCAUAAUUCAUAACAUGAAUUCAGAGGCUUCUCCAUUUAAGAACUCGCCACAUGAAAUUAUACUUCAAGGAGGACCGCCAACAUUAGAUGCUCAGUUCAACCAAAUUAGAGCUCCUCUUAGUAGCUCCGCGAAAGCAGCCCCUCAUGUGAUUGUUGGCUCCGUCCUUGUUGCUACAGACAAGCUUCAAAAUGUUCAUCCUUUCGAUGGAUCCAAAGUAGUUAUUGUGAAAGUGGAUCAAAGCACAGGAUUUCAAGGUCUGAUUGUCAACAAACAUAUCCGCUGGGACUCUCUUGAUGAACUUGAAGACGGAGUAGUACAGCUCCUGAAGGAGGCUCCUCUAUCUUUUGGUGGCCCUGUCAUGAAACGUGGAAUGCCAUUUGCUGCGUUUUCCAGAAAGUAUAUAGUUAACCAGUCCAUGGAAGUGCUGCCAAAUGUAUUUUUUCUUGACCAAAGGGCCACAGUAGGUAUCGUAGAAGAGCUAAGGUUAGGAAACCAGUCUAUCCAUGACUUCUGGUUCUUUUUGGGAUAUUCGAGUUGGGGUUGGGGCCAGCUAUUUGAUGAAAUUGCUGAAGGAGCUUGGAUUGUAAGAAAUCAUGAUGAGGACCAAAUAGAUUGGCCUUGGAGAUGACCUAGAUCGGAUUAAAUUUCUGAAUCUAUUAUUAGGUAUUUAUUUCAUUUAAGAGCCAGCCAGAGUACAAAAACUAUUAGUUCAACAAUAGAAUUUGAUUUUCAAUAGGCAGUGUAUAACAUUUUUGUUGGAUAAAGCGACAUUCAUAUCCUAAUGCAGCCUGUUUAUGUACCAUAUACCCUUCAUUUAACUAUGACAUCUCAGUGA